This is a messenger RNA of Juglans regia (Persian walnut), 3397 nucleotides long. RefSeq names its product probable leucine-rich repeat receptor-like serine/threonine-protein kinase At3g14840. The record is from RefSeq and is a predicted model, not a curated record. The transcript has 25 exons. Gene Ontology annotation, biological process: protein phosphorylation. Bases 64 to 3183 code for a protein of 1039 amino acids. NCBI's taxonomy places the organism in Eukaryota, Viridiplantae, Streptophyta, Magnoliopsida, Fagales, Juglandaceae. Gene Ontology annotation, molecular function: protein binding; protein kinase activity; ATP binding.
AUAUAUAAUGUAAUAUAGACCACGUCGAGGCACACAACGUACAGGAAGUGGGUACAGGGAAAAAUGGUUCUACAAACUCACAAAGUACCAACGUCGAUCAUCUUCACUCUUAAAACGCUCAUAUUGCUUCUUUGCAUGGGAGUAAUCAAUGUCAAGGCACAAAGGCCGCUUCCUGAUGAUGAAGUUGAAGCCCUUAAAGAAAUAGCCGCAGAGCUGGGGAAGAAGGACUGGAAUUUCCAUGUAGACCCAUGCAGUAAUGACACAAGUUGGGCAACACCAAAUCAGAAAUUGGAGCCAAGAACGUACAAGAAUUCUAUAGAAUGCAAUUGUGCAUACCCUGGUGCUGUAUGUCACGUUGUUGGACUGUCCAUUACAACUAUUCGGAAUGACCUGUGCCGUCUGAAUCGAUCUUUUCCAAGCUUAUAUCUUGAAGGGCAGGAUCUGUCUGGUGUGCUUCCAACAUCCCUGGCAAAGCUGCCUCACAUAAAGAUGAUUGAUUUGUCUCGAAACUAUCUGACUGGUACAAUUCCAUCCCAAUGGACUUCUCUAAUGAUGUUGGAACAUAUGUCCACUUCUGUAAACAAGUUAUCGGGAAGAAUUCCGAGCUACCUGGGAAAAAUUACCACUCUUAGAUAUUUGAACGUAGAGAACAAUCAGUUUUCUGGAACUGUUCCCCCUGAGAUUGGAAAGUUGGUUAACUUGGAGAAUCUUAUUCUCAGUGCCAACUUCCUCACUGGAGAGUUGCCGGUCGAUCUCACUUAUCUCACAAACUUAACUGAACUUAGGAUUAGCAGUAACAACUUCACGGGAAGAAUACCUGAUUUUUUCAAUAGUUGGAAAAAGCUUCAGAAAUUAGAGAUCCAAGCUAGUGGUCUCGCGGGGCCUAUUCCUCCAAGCAUUUCUGUCUUGAGUGAUUUAACUGAGCUAAGAAUUAGUGACUUACUUGGUGAGGGUUCUAUAUUUCCGAACUUAACAAGCAUGACAAACAUGAAUAGAUUGAUGUUAAGGAGCUGCAAUCUUUCUGGACAAAUUCCGCCAUACAUAUUAUCAGAAUCAAUGCCACAACUCGAAACUCUAGAUCUGAGCUUCAAUAGAUUGGAAGGAAAUGUUCCAGAGUUUGAUAUUGAUGAAGGAGAUCAAACAAUGUUGCAACACAUGUUUCUGACAAGCAACUUACUCAGCGGAACACUUCCGGACUGGAUCAAACGAAGUGAUCAUCACCAUGAACUGGAUCUUUCUUACAAUAACUUCUCAGAGAGUUCUAUUCCAUCUUGUCGAGAAACGCUAAAUUUGUUUGAAAGCUUCUCUGGACAGGACUCAUCAGUUGGCGAGUGCCCAAAGUACCCUCGUUGUUCAAAAGACUGUUAUUCAGUGCAUAUAAAUUGCGGUGGAAACGAAGUCAGUAUUGGAGACAUAAAAUACGAAGCAGAUCAGGACCAACCUGCAGGUGCGGCAUACUUUGAUCCCACCAGAGAUCAUCAGAACUGGGGAAUCAGUUCCACUGGAAACUUCUGGGAUGUUAACAUGAUGAGCAACUCGAUGGCAUACAUGGCAAAUAAUACGUCAAUACACAGAAUGAACAGCCCUGAAUUAUACACAAGCGCACGCCUCUCUCCUCUCUCUCUCACAUAUUAUGCGCGUUGCUUGGCAAAUGGAAAUUAUACCGUCACACUACACUUUGCAGAGAUAAUAAUAAGAGGAAACAGAUCUUUUCGAAGUCUUGGAAGACGUAUAUUUGAUGUUUAUAUACAGGAUAAACUGGAGUUGAAGGAUUUUGAUAUCGAAAAUACUACAGGAGGGGUCGACAAAGCUUUAGUUAAGAAAGUUAAAGCAGUUGUGAGUAACAAAGUCUUACAUAUCCGCUUUCAUUGGGCUGGCAAGGGGACAACAGAUGCCCCAACAAAUGGAACAUAUGGUCCUCUCAUAUCGGCUCUCUCUAUAGAAAAUGAUAAUCCCCCUGAUAAUGGCCAAACCACAAUAUUCAUUGUGACUGGAGCUUUAGUGUUGGCGCUAUUACUCAUUUUAGGCAUUCUCUGCUGGAAAGGCUGCAUAGGAAGCAGGAUAUCGAGGGAAAAAGACUUGAGAGGAUUCGAUCUGCAAACAGGUUUUUUCACUUACAGACAAAUCAAAGCUGCCACUAACAACUUUGAUGCUUUAAACAUGAUUGGGGAAGGUGGUUUUGGAUCUGUAUACAAGGGUAUAUUAUUAGAUGGUACCAUAAUUGCAGUUAAGAAACUUUCUUCAAAAUCAAGUCAAGGAAAUCGUGAAUUUGUGAAUGAGAUAGGCAUGAUAUCUAGUUUACAACACCCGAAUGUUGUUAGAUUGUAUGGAGCUUGUGUGGAAGGAAAUCAACUGUUCUUGGUGUAUGAAUACAUGGAAAACAAUAGUCUGGCUCGUCCUUUGUUCGGUCCAGAGCAAUACCAAUUAAAAUUGGACUGGCCUACAAGGCAAAAAAUAUGCGUUGGCAUUGCAAGAGGCCUAGCUUUCUUGCAUGAGGAAUCAACACUGAGAAUUGUUCACAGAGACAUUAAAACUACAAAUGUGCUAUUGGAUUCGAAGCUUAACCCAAAGAUUUCUGACUUUGGUUUGGCCAAGCUCGAUGAAGUGGAAAACACCCAUAUCAGCACUCGAGUUGCUGGAACCAUAGGAUACAUGGCACCAGAAUAUGCAUUAUGGGGUUAUUUAACAUAUAAAGCAGAUGUCUAUAGUUUUGGGGUUGUUUCGUUGGAAAUUGUUGCGGGGAAGAGCAACAUGAAAUUUCGACCAAAUGAAAGUUAUGUUUGUCUUCUUGACUGGGCUCUUGUUCUGCAACAAAAGGGAAAUCUAUUGGAGCUGGUAGAUCCAAAGUUAGGCUUUGAGUUCAACAAGGAGGAGGCAAUUAGAAUGAUCAAAGUAGCUUUACUAUGUACAAAUCCAUCUCCAGCUCUUAGACCCACAAUGUCUGCAGUAGUAAGCAUGCUCGAAGGCCAAACAGCUGUUAAUGAAGUUAUUAUGGAUCCAAGCGUAUAUGGAGACGAAUUCAAGUUUAAAGCUUUAAGAGAGAAGUUCGAUCAGAUCCAGCAUGAAUCGAUGGACUCAAUUGGAGCCGAGAGCCGUAAUCGUUCGUUAUGUGCAACAUGGACGGGAACUUCUUCUACAUCUGCCCAGGAUCUUUAUGAUCCACAUUAUCUUGAUACUCCGUAAUGGUCGCAAAAUAUUUUCUCCCUCGUGCAAAAUGUUUGUUGUAAUAAAUUAGUGACUAUUUGCUUCAGCAAUCCAUAGAGCUAAGGAACAUCUGCUAUUUCAUUAUAACAGAAAAUAUAAAGAUAAACAUAUGUGCAGCUAGCUUGCUAUGUGGAAUCAAGAAAAUAAUAUAUAAUUUUGUUAUUAAGAGAAGCCCAGAAGUUAUAACUUUAUU